This is a messenger RNA of Fusarium redolens, 684 nucleotides long. RefSeq names its product cutinase. The record is from RefSeq and is a predicted model, not a curated record. Gene Ontology annotation, molecular function: hydrolase activity. The transcript has 3 exons. Bases 1 to 684 code for a protein of 227 amino acids. NCBI's taxonomy places the organism in Eukaryota, Fungi, Ascomycota, Sordariomycetes, Hypocreales, Nectriaceae.
AUGCGCGCUUCUCUCGACUCCACCCUUCUUAUCCUUGCCAACAUCUUGGCAGUCCAGGCUCAGUCAUGCCCGGACAUUCACAUCUUCGGCGCUCGCGAAACGUCAGUUGCACCGGGUUUCGGCUCAGCUGGUCAGCUGGUCGAAAUGAUCAAGGCUGAUCACCCCGGCGCUACUUCAGAGGCCAUCGAUUACCCUGCUUGUGGCGGUCAGGCUUCAUGUGGCGGUGUUCAGUACGGUGACUCUGCGAAGCAGGGUACCCAGGCCGUUACUACUGCUGUAAACGGUCUCAACCAGCGUUGCCCUCAGACAAAGAUUGUCAUGGUCGGUUACUCUCAGGGUGGCCAAAUCAUGGAUAACAACAUCUGCGGAGGUCCUGAUUCUGGAGCUGGCGUCUCUGAUUCAUCUGUCCCUCUCUCCGCUAGUGCAGUCCAACAGGUCAAGGCUGUUAUCAUGCUUGGUGACCCCCGCUUCGUGAGCGGUCUUCCGUAUGGUGUCGGAACCUGCACCGCUGGAGGCUUCGAUGCCCGCCCUGCUGGCUUCAGCUGUCCCAACGCCGACAAGGUCCAGAUAUACUGUGACUCUCAGGAUCCCUUCUGCUGUAAUGGAAAUGACUCCAACCACCACCAGCAAUACGUCAACAUUUAUGGCAAAGACGCUUUGGCAUUUGUGAACAGCAAGCUCUGA